UGGAACAUCCAACCUUCUUCAGGGAAUCUGCACACAUAUAUAAGUAAUUAGCAACCUCUCUUUCCAUAACUCCAAACUACAACAUCUGGGUAUCAUUUGAUCAUGUGUUUUGCUUCCCCAAAAUGAGGCACCAUUCAUAUCUCACACUAGCCCUUUGGGGCAUCCUAAUAUUCUUCUCUAAACCAUCUCAUCAGGCUUCUUAUUCUCCGUCUCCACCCAUCCUCAACCCUAGACUUCUGGAUGCUUUCAUAGCGCUCCAAGCCUGGAAACAUUCAAUCAUCUCUGACCCUAAAAACUUUACCUCAAACUGGUAUGGUCCAAAUGUCUGCAACUAUACAGGAGUCUAUUGCGCACCAGCCCCAGAUGACCCUCACACCACAACAGUGGCAGGUAUAGACUUAAACCAUGCCAACAUAUCUGGCUAUCUGCCAGAAAAGCUCGGUCUCCUCACCGACUUAGCUUUAUUCCACCUUAACUCCAACCGCUUCUGUGGCACCAUCCCUGAUAGUUUUCGCCAUCUUCGCCUUCUCUAUGAGCUUGACAUUAGCAACAACCAAUUUAGUGGUGAAUUUCCUUAUAUUGUUCUUUAUCUGCCUUCGCUCAAAUUUCUUGAUAUUAGAUACAAUGAGUUCCAUGGCAAUGUCCCUUCUAAACUAUUCGAUAUAAAUCUUGAUGCCCUUUUCAUCAACAACAACAAAUUCAAUUCAUCCUUGCCUGACAACUUUGCUAACUCUCCAGUAUCAGUGGUUGUAUUGGCCAACAAUAACAUUGGUGGUUGCAUUCCUUCAAACUUGGCAAAAAUGGCAGGGACGCUCAGCCAAAUACUCCUCAUGAAUAUGGGACUGACUGGUUGUCUGCAGUCGGAUAUAGGGUUGCUAAACCAAGUGAAAGUUUUUGAUGUAAGCUUCAACAAGCUUGUGGGUACAUUGCCAGACUCUAUAGGAGAAAUGAAAAUGUUGGAGCAGCUAAACGUGGCACACAACAAACUCUCUGGCGAGAUACCGGAAAGUAUAUGCUUAUUGCCAAAGUUGGAGAACUUCACAUACUCUUAUAAUUAUUUCUGUAGUGAGCCGCAUGUUUGCCUCAAGUUGUCAGCCAAAGAUGAUCGGAAAAACUGCAUACCUGAUAGACCUUUGCAGCGAUCACCUGAGGAAUGCAAGGCAUUCUAUGCUUAUCCAGUUAAGUGUGAUGCAUUUGGCCGGUGUUCACCUAGAAGUCCACCACCACCUCCUCCUCCUCCUCCUCCUCCUCCUCCUCCACCCCCUCCUCCUCCACCUCCACCCCCACCCCCACCACCUCCUCCUCCUCCUCCUCCUCCACCCCCACCCCCACCCCCACCCCCACCUCCUCCUCCACCUCCACCCCCUCCUCCUCCAUCACCUCCACCCCCACCCCCACCUCCUCCUCCUCCGCCUCCGCCACCAGUGCAUCAUUAUCAGUAUCCUUGACCUGGGUGGAGAUUAAUUAUAUUAAUAAGCAAAUUGAUUUCUUUCAAUUGUGGUCCCCUUCAUCAGAGAAAAAGGGGGACAAAGAAAAAUAAAUAGCGUGCGGAUAUAGAUUUGUUUGUCAUAUAUAUUUUUUAACUUCUUGUCAACGAAUGAAAAUUGCCUGACUUUUUAUCAUUUGAAUGAUUGUACAUUUUUGCUGAUUUAAUGAACAAUAAUAAUGUUUCUUCUUCGAUA
Hevea brasiliensis (rubber tree) is the source of this 1682-nucleotide messenger RNA. RefSeq names its product leucine-rich repeat extensin-like protein 3. The record is from RefSeq and is a predicted model, not a curated record. NCBI's taxonomy places the organism in Eukaryota, Viridiplantae, Streptophyta, Magnoliopsida, Malpighiales, Euphorbiaceae. The transcript has a single exon. The coding region runs from base 123 to 1448 and encodes 441 amino acids. Gene Ontology annotation, molecular function: protein binding.